AUGGCUUUGUUUCUUGCUUCGUCCUCACAAAAUUCAGACUUAGAGCCAAAGAAAACGGAUAAAGAUGAACGAAAAGAACAAUUUGAGGAUAUAGAGAAUCCAAGUGCAGAGGAAAUCUUAAAACGAAUCAAAGAAUGUUGUGGAGAAGCAGUGGGGAAAGCGUUUGAAGGUACGAACGUUGCUUUUAUAUUUUCGGCGGGAAACGGCCCAGAAUGCUACAAACCUUCCAAGUUUCUCUCUUUUUUAGUUUUCUUUUACUUUUUGGCGUGCUUUUUUAACAACAACAAUCUGUGGUACUUUGCAUUGGCGAAGACUUGAACAAUAUUAAAUCAAUAUUUCCUAGCAAAUGUAAAGUUUACUUGUUUAUUCCAUGGCCGUCCAUUUUGCCUACAUACUGAACUUUUGCUAGAAAAAAAGUUUCAUGAAGUCGAGAGGUUGAGGUUUAAAGCUUACUUCUCUUUUUCUUUGAAUUAAAUGUAAAAUCUCUUUUAUUUUAUAUACCCGUUCCAAGCACUGACUUGAUUGAGAAUAAAAAAACUGUCUCGCACGAUACAUGUUUUGAAUAUGUAAAACUGGCAGAAGUGCAGGUCAUAGCUUUCUAGGUUUUCAUCUCAGCUAAUAUAUAAGCUUAUGAUAUAUAACACACUAAAAAUAUGUGUGUAUGUUACCAGUCGGGAAUAUCCCUAAAUUUAAGGACAGGGCCAGCUGGUCACGCGACACUUUUCAACCAAUGAGAAGGCGCGCUUGUGUUUAUCAACAAACAAAUCAAAACAUCGCCCCAGUGCUCAAAAAUGUUCAAAACAACGGACGGAGUCGACGGACAGAAUUAAAGAUGAGCUUACAGUACUCGUCUAGGUUUCACAUUUAAUAUUUCAAAGAAAACAUUUCAUGUAAGAGAAUAAGAACAUUAUUCAUUGCAAGGAAUCAUUGGGGUGUUCGAACUGAUUCCGGACCGAUCGCAGUGGUCGUGGCUUCACUGGCAUGGCUUGCAAGAUUUUUGAUAGAAACAAACUGGUCCCGUGUAAAAAUAGCCUUAGAGAGAGUGUGAAAAUUUGUUGAGAUCAUACAAAACAGGAUUGGUACUACCUAUUAGCUUCUACAGGACAAGAAUCAAAGAACCAGUCAUCAUAACAAGAAUAAAAUAAAAAGUAGUUCAAAUUUAUUAAUUUUUCUAGUUUGUUUUUUGGUGUCGUUUCGUGUUGACUUCACGCAUCUGGUGCUUUCCUUGCUUGCUGUAGUACCUGCAAUGUUUUAAUUUGAUCCCAGAUUCAGUGCAUGUUCAAUGAGUAGCGAAAUACAUCAUUUACACUUGAAAUUUGCCUUCUUUCUUUGAUUGUUUUUUAACGGUGGAUGAACAUUUGGAGAAUCCAGCAACAUUAAAUCUUUCCAGAUUUGGUGAAUUUCAGAAACAAAGCGGUUACUGUCUACCUUGCGCUUAUCAUCUUCAAUUUCAUCCCCAAAAAUUUGGCAGAGUGAGGCGAGAUGUUAGAUGUGAAUAUCCAUAAGACUAAUAAAGUUGUUUUGGCCUUGAAAAGAAAAAAGGCAAAGGCUCGUACUAAUGCGAAAAAAAGCAAUAACACGGCUCUGUGAGAAACCCGGGAAUAGAAAACGUACGUGUUUUCAUGGACCUCGGAAUUCAAAAUUGGUCUACCAAAAUUCUAGGUUGUCUACCAUCCCCACAUUCAACAUGAUAAAAGUUAAUCGAUAUGACAAUCAAGGAAAAAUAUCUAGAACUUCGUGAAAAAAAUCUGUGAAUCGAAAAAAUGAUAGAUAUUUGUUCACCUACCUUGAAAACCGACCAAAAUCUCGCACAUACAUCGCGUUGUUUAAAAGAAGAAAUAAGCCACAAAAUGUGCUGAAUAUUUCACCAGACACUUCCAAUAUGGCUUCAGAUACGCUGUCCUCUUAAAAAAAUUGUGUAUGCCUCAUGAAAAGUCUUAAAAAUACGCCUGAGAGCCUCGAAACGUUGACUGAUUCUGUCCGACUCCGUCCGCUGUUUUGAAAAUAUUUUAUCACAGCGGCUAUGUUUUGAUUUGUUUGUUGAUAAACACAAGCGUGCCUUCUCAUUGGUUGAAAAGUGUCGCAUGACCAGUCGGCCCUGUCCUUAAAUUUAGGGAUAUUCCGGACUGGUUACUGGUACAUAACAUCCUAAACUGGUCAAAGCCCUGUUUUCUUCCCUUUGGAUUAUUAUUAUUUUUUAACAUUGAAGGUUAAAGGUUUUUGAUUUGCAUUACUGAUUUUAAAAUUGCAGGACAGUGGCGAUAUUGGUAGCUUUGGAUCAACACUUUCACCAGAUAACUCUGAAAACGAAAAAGGAGACCCACCACCUUCCCAGGCUAGUACUGCAGAGGGGGGUAGCAGUAUUCAGUUGUCACCAAAACUUUGCAAGAUGAUUGUGAGAUUUAUAUGUGGAAGUGUUUUGGGUGGAGAGGAGAUCUCAAAGCUGCUGAAGAAGAGAUUCUCUGUCACACCUAGAAAUCUCACGCCCCUCACACUAUCUCAACUGUUGGAAGUGGUGUCCAAGAAGCCAGCAAGGCACAAGUAUGUGGAAAUCCCUGAUGAACCUGUUGAUCUUAGGCAGCUGAAGAUGGCUAUGAUAAAAGUGAACAAGGAGACUGAAACAACUUACCUUUCAUCACUUUAA
This is a messenger RNA of Porites lobata, 2644 nucleotides long. Lineage: Eukaryota; Metazoa; Cnidaria; Anthozoa; Scleractinia; Poritidae. The record is from the annotation of a GenBank genome assembly.